AACAACAUUUAUUGUAGUCCAUUCCAAUGGCAAAAACAAUUCACAUAGCUGUUAUUCCAAGUCCUGGUUUCAGCCACUUAGUCCCAAUAGUUGAAUUCUCCAAAAGAUUAGUUACAAACCAUCCAAAUUUUCAUGUCACUUGCAUCAUUCCUUCACUUGGUUCACCACCAGAUUCAUCAAAAUCAUAUCUUGAAACAAUUCCACCAAACAUAAACUCAAUUUUUCUUCCACCAAUCAACAAACAAGACUUACCUCAAGGAGUAUAUCCAGCAAUUCUGAUUCAACAAACUGUUACACUCUCUCUACCAUCAAUUCAUCAAGCUCUUAAAUCAUUGAAUUCAAAAGCACCUUUAGUUGCUAUAAUUGCUGAUAUUUUUGCUCAAGAAACACUAGAUUUUGCAAAAGAGUUCAACUCUUUGUUUUAUCUUUACUUCCCUUCUUCAGCUUUUGUACUUUCACUUGUUUUACAUAUUCCCAAUCUUGAUGAAGAGGUUUCAUGUGAAUACAAAGAUUUAAAAGAACCUAUAAAGUUACAAGGAUGUUUGCCAAUCAAUGGUAUUGAUCUUCCAACACCAACAAAAGAUAGAUCAAAUGAAGCUUACAAAAUGCUUCUUCAACGUGCAAAAAAUAUGCAUUUGGUUGAUGGAAUCUUGUUUAAUAGCUUCUUAGAAUUAGAAUCAAGUGCUACAAAAGCAUUGGAACAAAAGGGUUAUGGAAAAAUCGGGUUUUUUCCCGUCGGACCCAUUACACAAAUAGGGUCAAGUAACAAUGAUGUUGUUGGUGAUGAACAUGAAUGUUUGAAAUGGUUGAAAAACCAACCACAAAAUUCUGUUUUGUAUGUUUCUUUUGGAAGUGGUGGAACACUUUCUCAAACACAAAUAAAUGAACUAGCUUUUGGUUUGGAAUUGAGUGGUCAAAGAUUCAUUUGGGUUGUGAGAGCACCAAGUGAUUCAGUUAGUGCAGCUUAUCUUGAAUCUACAAAUGAAGAUCCUUUGAAAUUUUUACCUAUAGGGUUUUUGGAAAGAACCAAAGAAAAAGGUUUUAUUUUGGCAUCAUGGGCACCUCAAGUUGAAAUACUUAAACAUAGUUCAGUUGGUGGAUUUUUAAGUCAUUGUGGUUGGAAUUCAGUUUUGGAGAGUAUGCAAGAGGGGGUGCCAAUAGUAGCUUGGCCUUUAUUUGCAGAACAAGCAAUGAAUGCUGUUUUGUUAAGUGAUGGUCUUAAAGUGGCAAUAAGGUUGAAAUUUGAAGAUGAUGAGAUUGUAGAAAAGGAUGAAAUUGCAAAUGUGAUUAAGUGUUUGAUGGAAGGGGAAGAAGGUAAGAGAAUGCGUGAAAGAAUGAAGAGUUUAAAAGAUUAUGCUGCUAAUGCACUUAAAGAUGGUGGUUCUUCAAUACAGACUUUGUCACACUUGGCUAGUCAAUGGGAAAAUUUUGGUGGGACUUAGGGAAAGAAACAGUGUUAUUACUUGUUUAACUUAUUUUUGUUUUGAUUUUCUUGUUGGCUGUGUUUUGUUUGUUUCCUUAAAUUUGCUUUCUUUUUUGUGGUGAAGUUGUCAUUGUAUUGCAUGGUUGAAAUUUGACAUAGACAAGUUCAACGUGUAAUGAGGGACAAAAUGCUUGUCAAAGAAAAAUGACAAUGGAAAAUUCUUCCUC
Medicago truncatula (barrel medic) is the source of this 1650-nucleotide messenger RNA. Its product is annotated as hydroquinone glucosyltransferase. Lineage: Eukaryota; Viridiplantae; Streptophyta; Magnoliopsida; Fabales; Fabaceae. The transcript has a single exon. The record is from RefSeq and is a predicted model, not a curated record. Bases 27 to 1442 code for a protein of 471 amino acids. Gene Ontology annotation, molecular function: UDP-glycosyltransferase activity.